ACCUCUACGAACCUCUCCCAGCUAGGCGAAUCAAUUUGUCUUAAGGAGCUCAUUGAACUUGGCCUUGAAAGCCAUCUUGAAGAACUUGAGGUCAUCUCCAGCCACGCUCGUCAGGAGCAUAUCCUUGAAACGGCCCUUGUUAAAAUGCGGACUGAGUGGCAAGGCAUCCUACUACCUCUAAUCAUAUAUACCAGCCCUCACUCGCUCCCAUGGAUGCAAUUAAACCGGCCAACUGAGCCUGUAAUUCGGGAGAAGGGCCCUAAUCUGAAUUAUACUCAAGAUGAACCUGAUUUUGCUGGGCCGCCGGAUCAGCAAGAGGUGGUGAGAUUUCUUUUGGCCAGUCUUGAGGAGCACACAAUAAUUCACAAUGACCAGGAUGAAGAGACUUUACAUGAGAUACGAUUAGAAACAGAAGGUAAAAAUGAGGGCGAUAGUUCUACAAGAGAAAACUUGGCUGCGAUUAAUGAAAUGAAGGCAAACCAAGUUUAUAUUUUGGAUUCCGUGGAUGAUAUUUUGAUAGAUACUUCUGAUACAGUUAAAUGCAGUUGCGUUGAUGUUAAAGAGAUGAGCAAGAAUGAAGUAGACAAUCUUUUAAAAGGGGGCAGUCAAAUAAGCUAUUGCGAUCCCGAAAGAGAGAAGGGAUUUCACCAGGUAGUGUAA
Protopolystoma xenopodis is the source of this 660-nucleotide messenger RNA. NCBI's taxonomy places the organism in Eukaryota, Metazoa, Platyhelminthes, Monogenea, Polystomatidea, Polystomatidae. The record is from the annotation of a GenBank genome assembly.